AUGAACUUGGAAGCAAAGCUUACCAGUACACUAAACGAUGUUCUCCGAUCAUCAGGAUAUAUCUUCGAAAUCAUAAAUAACAACAAAAAACAGAGCAAUAUAGUCACAGGUCCCAAUAACCAACUAAUACCUUCACAGGUGACAAACCAGUUGGCACAAAGUAUUGCUCAGUUUGAUCAAAUAUUGGAUGAUACAGUGAGCAAAUUCAAUGACGCACGUUGGUGUAUCGAGCAGAUGGUGGACAGCAGACAGAAACAGGAGGAGAUGAAACACCAAGAAGAAAUCGAGAGGCAGCGAAGGGAAGAAGCCGAUCGCAAACGAAAGGAAGAGGAAGAAAGGAAAAGAAAACUCGAUGCGAGCAAGGAGGAAGAACGACUUGCGCUAGAAAAGUCUCGGAGAGAAGAAAAAGAGAGAUUGGAAAGAGAAGCCAAAGAGCGUGAAGAGAAAGAACGUGAAAAGAGGCAACUCAACCAGAACAGAGCAAAUGGACAGGAUGCUAUGGGGGCUCUUGGGAGCCAAGGCUUUGACUUUGAUAUGAACACGGAGGAUUUGGGGAUUCCUAAUCCUUCUGAUAUAUUAUCUUCGAUCAGCUACAAAGAGGGCAACAAGAAUAAACCGGACAAGAAGCCAAACGACGACGAUAUGGACAUGAACAUGAACAAUGUUAUAGGAAACAACGAGUCGCUUCUUGACGACUUGAAUAUGGACUUGUUGGGCCAGGAUUUCGACCCUUCUCUUGGCGGAGACGAGGAGUUUGAUGUUGACACAUUCUUAAAUCAAUUUGGCGGGGACUAG
Molecule: messenger RNA, 795 nt
Organism: Clavispora lusitaniae ATCC 42720
Lineage: Eukaryota; Fungi; Ascomycota; Pichiomycetes; Serinales; Metschnikowiaceae
Gene: CTA26
Product: Cta26p
Source: RefSeq, a predicted model, not a curated record